Glarea lozoyensis ATCC 20868 is the source of this 1047-nucleotide messenger RNA. RefSeq names its product GroES-like protein. Bases 1 to 1047 code for a protein of 348 amino acids. The transcript is spliced from 3 exons. The record is from RefSeq and is a predicted model, not a curated record. Gene Ontology annotation, molecular function: oxidoreductase activity, acting on NAD(P)H. Lineage: Eukaryota; Fungi; Ascomycota; Leotiomycetes; Helotiales; Helotiaceae.
AUGAAAGAACUUGUCGUUGAUAAAGACCUGAAGGUCGAGAUCCAUGAUGUGCCAGUGCCGAAGCCAAACGCAGACCAAGUUCUGAUCAAAAUUGUUGUCUCCGGUUCAAACCCAAAGGACUGGAAAGUGCCCAUGUGGAUGAAGGAAACAUCUAAUUCAGGUGACGACAUCGCUGGCUUUGUGGAGGAAGUUGGCGAAAAUGUCACAGAGUUCAAGAAAGGUGAUCGGGUUGCGGCCUUUCAUGAGAUGAGAACCGCACAUGGAAGUUUUGCAGAAUACGGGAUUGCUUGGUCCCAUACAACAUUCCAUCUUCCAAAGAAAAUAUCAUUCGAAGAAGGUGCCACGAUUCCCCUGGCUGCUAUGACAGCUGCUCUUGGUCUUUAUUCAACUACCCGAUUGGGCCUACCAGAACCAUGGCAAGCCGCUAGCUCUCCUAUUCCGUUGAUUGUCUAUGGUGCCUCAAGCGCCGUGGGAGCCUAUGCCAUCCAGCUCGCUCAACUCUCAAACAUCCACCCCAUCAUCGCCGUCGCCGGACGCGGCCAGUCAUUCGUUGAAAAGCUCAUCGACCGCAGCAAAGGCGACACCAUAGUCGACUACCGCAACGGCGACGAGGCACUCGUCUCCAGUAUCAAAGACGCUCUCAAAGGCCAGGACAUCCACUACGCCUUCGACGCCGUAAGCGAGAAAGGCAGUUACCAAAACCUCAGCAAAAUUCUCUCCACUAAAGGAGGCAGCAAAAUCACACUCGUGCUCCCAGGACGUGAUUACGGCGAUAUCCCGGAGUCGAUUACGCAUAGUGUGACUACUGUUGGAAGUGUUCAUCAAGAUUCUCCAAGGGCUAAAGAGGGGAUCAAGAUCAGCGACAAGGAAUUUGGGUUUGUGUUUUUUAGAUUCUUUGGGCGUGGCCUGCAAGAGGGGUGGUUCGAGCCGCAUCCGCAUGAGGUUGUUCCCGGGGGGUUGAAUGGUGUGCAGAAGGGAUUGGAGAAUUUGAAGGAUGGGGUUAAUUCGGCUACGAAGUAUGUUUUUAGGAUUGAGGAGACUAAGUAG